AUGGACGGCCAGCAGAAUGGAGAGAGUCGCGUCAAGCGUAAACAACACCCAAGCUCUUCUCAGGACAGACCUCUGAAACAGCUCAGAUCAGAUGCUACCGCAGAUGAGCCUGCCAAUGGCUUCGAACAUGACGAUGAAGUCGAUGUUCAACCCGUGAUGCAUGCCGCAACCACAGACUCGGUCGAGUGGCAGCGUACCAUCGAAACUGUCGUCUCAAAAGUCGUCUCUAUCCAUUUCUGCCAGACGAGCGCAUUCGAUACCGACCCGGCCCUCUCAAGCGAAGCAACAGGUUUCGUCGUUGAUGCUGAGAACGGCUAUAUUUUGACGAAUAGACACGUUGUUGGUUCCGGCCCCUUCUGGGGAUACUGUAUCUUCGACAAUCACGAAGAAUGCGACGUCUACCCUGUCUACCGCGAUCCUGUCCACGACUUCGGUUUCCUCAAAUUCGAUCCCAAAGCCAUCAAGUACAUGAAGCUCGCACCCAUCGAACUCCGCCCCGACCUUGCGCGCAUUGGUGCUGAAAUCAGAGUGGUUGGUAACGAUGCUGGAGAGAAGCUCAGUAUUCUGUCUGGUGUCAUUUCAAGAUUGGACAGAAACGCCCCCGAAUACUCUGAGGGAUACUGCGAUUUCAACACAAACUACAUUCAGGCUGCCGCUGCUGCCAGUGGAGGAAGUUCGGGCAGUCCUGUCGUCAACGUCGAGGGUUAUGCUGUCGCUUUGCAAGCAGGAGGAAGACAAGAUGGUGCCGCGACCGACUACUUUUUACCACUGGACCGACCGCUGAGAGCGUUGGAACUCGUCAGAAAAGGAGAACACGUCUCAAGAGGAAGCAUUCAAACACAAUUCCUCAUCAAGCCGUUUGAUGAGUGCCGCCGACUUGGUUUGACUUCCGAGCGUGAAGCCGAAGUCCGCGCCAAAUUCCCCAAGGAGACUGGUAUGCUGGUUGCUGAGGUUGUUCUGCCCAAGGGUCCUGCCGACAGCAAGAUUGAAGAGGGUGAUGUUUUGAUCAAGGUCAACAACGAGCUCCUUACACAAUUUGUCCGCUUGGACGACAUUUUGGAUUCGAGCGUUGGAGGCCAAGUCAAGUUCCUUGUACAAAGAGGAGGCGAAGAGUUCGAAGCCACCAUUGAUGUUGGAGACUUGCACGCGAUCACUCCGGAUCGCUACGUCUCGGCUGCUGGUGCCCUUUUCCACGAGCUCUCCUACCAACAAGCCCGCUUCUAUGCUGUCACCCUCAAAGACAACGGUGUGUACUGCUGUGAAUCUGGUGGUUCCUUCAGGUUCGAAGGUUGCGAGUCUGGCUGGCUAGUUCAGUCCAUCAACAACCAGCCCACGCCUAACCUCGAUGCCUUUGUUGAAGUGAUGAAAGCUAUUCCUGAUCGCGCCCGUGUCGUCGUCACUUACAAGCAUCUUAGAGACAUGCACACUCUCAACACCUCUGUUAUUACUGUUGAUAGACAUUGGCACAGAAAGAUGUCGCUCCACGUCAGAAAUGAUAAGACCGGCCUUUGGGACACCACCACUCUUGCCAAGCAACUUCCUCCCGCCGACCCUCAGCCACAAAAGGCAAACUUUAUUCAGAUGGCCGGCGCACAACAUCCUGCUGCUGUCGACAUCGUGCGAAGCUUUGUUAGAGUCUCAGUCAGCCUACCGCUUCGUCUGGAUGGAUUCCCUAAGGGCAGAAAAAUUGGCUUUGGUCUAGUCAUUGAUGCUGAAAAGGGUCUCGUCAUCGUUUCACGAGCAAUCUUGCCAUACGACAUGUGCGAUAUCACCAUCACUGUAGCUGAUUCGAUCAUCGUUACUGGAAAGGUUGUCUUCAUGCACCCUCUGCAAAACUAUGCCAUCUUGCAAUACGACGCCAGCCUGGUACAAGCUCCUGUCAAGUCAGCUAAACUCGCAACCACACCUAUGAAGCAAGGAGAGAGCACUAUUUUCUUUGGCUUUAACCAGAACCAGAGACCAGUAGUCGCUAAGACAACUGUCACUGAUAUCACUUCAGUUGCCAUUCCAGCAAGCACAACGACUCCCAGAUACCGUGCAGUCAACUUGGACGCAAUCACGGUAGACACCAGCCUGUCAGAACGUUGCGGAAGCGGUGUGCUUGUUGCUGAGGACGGUACCGUGCAAGCUCUGUGGAUGACUUACCUUGGCGAGCGCACACCCCAAGGACGCGAUCAGUCGUACCACCUGGGCAUGUCUACCUCUGCGCUACACGCCGUUGUUGAUGAUAUCAGGAACGGCGACCGACCUCAAUUGCGUAUCCUCAACCUCGAAACACAUAUUAUGCAGAUGAGUGAGGCUCGCAUCCACGGCCUUUCGCAGGAGUGGAUAGACAGAGUCGAGAAGGAGGAUCCCGAGAGACAUCAACUUUUCAUCGUUCGCAAGGUUGAUUCUGACCAUCUCGGUGGCCUAAUGGAGGGUGAUAUUAUCCUCACUCUCAACGACCGCCUCGUCACUCGCGUCACAGACUUUGAUGUCAUGUAUAGGAACGAAUACCUGGAUGCUGUCAUCCUCCGCAAGAGGGAAGAGAUCAAGCUCAAGGUCUCGACCGUACCCACACACGAGUUUGAGACUGACAGAGCCGUUGUCUUCUGCGGUGCCGUUCUGCACCGCCCUCACCACGCUGUGCGCCAACAAAUCAAGAAGGUGCACUCGGAUGUCUACAUCUCCCUGCGCAUUGCAGGUUCGCCAGCAUACAUGUACGGCCUCGCACCCACAAACUUUAUCACACAUGUCAACGGCGUAUCCACGCCCGAUCUCGACAAGUUUGUUGAAGAGACCAACAAGAUCCCCGAUAACACAUACUUCCGCCUGAAGAUCAUGACUUUUGACAACCAACCGUGGGUUGCCACUAUGAAGAAGAACGAACAUUACUUCCCUACCAUCGAGUUCUUGAAGGACCCGGAAGAGAAGGAGGGAUGGAGACGAGUCACGUAUGAUGAGCAAGGCAAGGUCAAGGCCGGUGGCGAUUUGCCCGAGGCUGCGCAAGAGGCUGCAGUCGGUGAUGUUGAGAUGCCUGAUGAAGGACCGAUGGUCUAA
This is a messenger RNA of Aureobasidium namibiae CBS 147.97, 3039 nucleotides long. Its product is annotated as putative nuclear serine protease HtrA2/Nma111. The record is from RefSeq and is a predicted model, not a curated record. The transcript is spliced from 2 exons. NCBI's taxonomy places the organism in Eukaryota, Fungi, Ascomycota, Dothideomycetes, Dothideales, Saccotheciaceae. Gene Ontology annotation, biological process: proteolysis. Gene Ontology annotation, molecular function: protein binding; serine-type endopeptidase activity. The coding region runs from base 1 to 3039 and encodes 1012 amino acids.